GAGCUUCCAAGUUCCCAGGCGGAGCGGAACUUCAGGCGCCGACCUCCUCGUAGUUAGUUGUAACGCUAAUCAUCAACUCAGUGCCGUCAACACCAACAAGAGGGACGUGCGAACACAAGUCCAGAUCCAUCAAGAUGGCCUCGCAAGCAGAUUACAAGGACCGUCAAUUCCUCGCGGUCAUCGGCGACGAAGACUCCGUAACAGGCCUGCUUCUCGCGGGUAUAGGCCACGUAACUACUGGCGCCGAUGCUCAGAAGAACUUUCUCGUUGUUGAUGGCAAGACUGAUACAGCUUCUAUCGAGGCCGCGUUUGAUCGAUUCACCGAGGACCGCAAAGAUAUUGGCAUCGUACUCAUCAAUCAACAUAUCGCCGACCGAAUCCGACAUCGCAUUGACACCUAUACCGCGGCUUUCCCUGCCGUGUUGGAGAUCCCAAGCAAAGACCACCCCUACGAUCCUGAGAAGGAUAGUGUAUUGAGACGAGUGCGACGUCUUUUUGGAGAGUAGGGGACAUCGUUUCACUGGGCGCAAGGAUUUGUUUCGGAAUAAUGGAGCGAGCACGGUAUAGAGGCGACAGUGAGGAUGGCCGUACAUGAUUUUGAGGUCAGCACUGCGUUUUUCUUCUUCUUCGACUUCAUGUUAUGCAGGGCAGUUCCUCCUACAGAGAUGCGGAGGAGAGCACGAUGCAGUGGACUCAUUAUCAAUAUGCUAAAUAGAUCUAAAGCCGCUGCAGGUUGCCCGGGAAGAGCUAGAAGAUUCGCCAAACCAAACGUUAACCUAGAAUCCCAUGAGAACGUGCCCAACGAUAAGUCAUGCCGCCAUGUGUAUGUUAUGAAUGCGCCAUAAUCCCAAUCACAGAUCGCUGCCGAAAAAGCCCUUGCUGCUACGAGAGAAAGUGACAGUUGCCGUGAGGCAGGUAAUUUGGACAUCAUCGGCGGUGAAGACGUCGGCCAGAACAGUAUAUUUGCCCUGAAGCGAAUUAGAAACAGGCGUGGGGGAAGCGAGGAAUAAUCACAUACCGGAGGGAUCUCAGCAGGAAGGUCUACAGUCUUGGUGAUCUCGACUUCGCCAGCCUCGACGGGACACUUCAGGUCGACAUUGCCAAUCUGCUCGCACAGAUCGGCCUUGGUGCUAAUAAGGCGAAUAAGUCCAUACUUGACAGUCAGAAGAACAUAAGCAUCCUGCUCAAUCUUCUGCUUGACUAUGCCUUUAGCCUUGAUCAAGAGCUCCUGGCCGCUAUCGAGAUGUUAGCUUCUCAUGGUUGUGCAAGUAUAAGCAGAUGAAUCGUACGCUUUGGGAGGGUUAGGAGCAAGGUCGACCUUGUCAAUCCUGAUCAGGUCGGCAGUAUGGUCUCCAGGGCACAGUUCAAGGGGAGAGUCGCCGGGAAUCUUGAGGUCGUCACUGAUAGUAAUAUCGGGAGCCUUGCCAUUGAGAACGCUCAAAGCAGCUGCUGGGGCCAGGCAUGCCGCCAGACAUGCCGUGACAGUAGAGAAUCUCAUCGCGCGGGGUUAUCUCGCGAGGUUUGAUGGGCUGUGGGAUACGGUGAUGUUUACGAAAAUAAUACGAAGUAGUAAUUAGAUGAUGGAAGUCGUGUGAAGAUGAUGAGAGUCGUUAUCAGGGCAGAAUGGUGGAUGGCGACUAGCUUAGUGUUAAAGUGCGUCAUGGGACUUAUCCUCCACUUUUUAGUCCAACAACUGGCCGAGAGCGGCUGGGAGUUGAUGCCUUACCGCCUUGCAGAUGACCGCGGGUCGCAU
Molecule: messenger RNA, 1753 nt
Organism: Fusarium verticillioides 7600
Lineage: Eukaryota; Fungi; Ascomycota; Sordariomycetes; Hypocreales; Nectriaceae
Product: V-type proton ATPase subunit F
Exons: 4
Coding region: 135-506 (123 amino acids)
Biological process (GO): proton transmembrane transport
Cellular component (GO): proton-transporting V-type ATPase, V1 domain; fungal-type vacuole membrane
Molecular function (GO): proton-transporting ATPase activity, rotational mechanism
Source: RefSeq, a predicted model, not a curated record